CUGAUUAGGAAGACCUCAAAUUAUUGUAUAGUUUUUUUUCUUCGUAAAAACGAAGAAAAAACAGGCGAAAGGUAUAUUUAGAGUGUAUUAGUGCACAAAAGGACAGACGCCUGUUAGCCGGCAAGCAUUGUAAGUAACAUUAUUUAACCGGGCAAGCCACAUCUACGGGCGCUACCGCUCCAAAGAGAAGUGUGUGUGUGUGUGGCGGCGUUUUUUUUGAGUGAAACAAAAACAGUGCUGUGCUGCACGAAAACAAGUAAAGAAAUAAAGAAAAAGAAGACGAAGCCGGGAGAAGGCGUAGCGAGAAGGACCCGAAAUCAAAUUGAAAUUUGAUUUUGGACAAACACCAAAUAAAAGGUUUUCUCGGUGUUUAAAGAUUGAUUCCGAGAUUGUGUGCGCCAGUUUUCCCCUCCAUCUCAUAUAGGCAGGAACGCAGGAACGAUGAGCUUUCUGCCGGGCGAACCAGUGCCACCCGGUUUCGAGGAAGAUGACUCCUCAGUCCGCCCGGCAGUCAUACAGAAGCAAGUUGAAGAUUUCAGACGCGGACCAUUGAUUGGCACCGAAUAUAGCGUCGAGAUCAUCGAGGAGGGACGCCUGCGCCCCAAGUACUUUUGUGUCCUGUGCAACAACUUCAACGAAUUGAGCACGGUGUUUGUACACUGGACGUCGGUGUCGCAUCGCAGCAAAUACUUGCAGACACAUUUUCAGAAGGCCUACGAGGAGCUGGAGAAGAUACAGAAGCGGACGCUAACUGAAACCGGCGAUCUGGUGAUUGCCACUGGGAUUCUUUGCCAACACAUUGAAAAACAUUACGGCCGUGCGCGUCGCAUUGUGUCGGUGCUUGGCGCACAGUUUAAGCAACAUCGUUCGAAAUUCUGCAGCCAGGCGCGUGACAUGUACCAUUUCGAUGAGUGCUCUGGCCCUGACUUUGUCCAGGAGGCGCAAGAACUGGUGCAGGAUAUUAAGAAGAGGGAGGAGAAGGCCGGCAAGAAUGCACCAAAAAAGAAUGAACGCGAUGAGAAAAAGAACAACAGCAGCGACUUCAUUGCCCUCGAUGCGAUAUCCAGUGAUGAUGAAAGCUUUGGCCCCGGCACUGGCCCUGGAUCUGGCCCAAAUCAAAAGCAGAGCAUCAUCGACGAGCAAUCGCAUAGUGGCCGUGGGGCCAAUCGUUCGCCACCGGCGCCCGGUGAGCUGCCCAAACAACAGCUGCCCACGCCCAAGGAGCUGUCCAUACAGGCAUCGAUUAUUGCCCAGGAGCGCUAUAAAUGGGAGAAAUUUCGCUGCAUGCUCGAGCUGCAGCUGAAGCAGCUGCGCGAUGAGACGGAGACAUACGAAUCGUUUCCGGAGAAGCAUCCCGACUAUCCGGACGAGUGGAAGCAGUUCUGGAACCGUCGCUACAAGCAGCUGCAGGAGGAGAAGAAGACCGAUCCGAAUAGCUACGAUUACAAGCCCGAAUGGAUUAGCUACUGGAAGGACAGACGCGUCGAGCUCUUCAACAUUGCCGUCACCAAAAUCAAGAAAGAACUAAAGGACAAAUUCAAGCUGACCGACGAGGAUGAGGAGAAGACCAAGGACCUAAUGGAACGCUACAAGAUACGUGUCUCCAGUCCGCGUGAGGCAUCAGCCCCUGCAUCAAGCGGCCCCCAUGUCCGCCGUAAGCCGAAUUUUCGCAGCAAUCGAGGUGGCGGCGGCGAUGCUGCUGAAACUGUCAUCGAACUUAGCGAUGACGAAGCGCCCAAUCCAUCAACGCGGAAUCGUGCGCAGUAUAGACGCUCUCGCUCGCAAUCGAAGUCGCCCAAGCGUGGCUUUGGCGGCGGAGGAGGCCGUCAUCCAGGACGCAGAUCACGCAGCCGUUCGCCGCGGCGCCACUACAGCAGACACAACGAUUCGCGUAGCCCUUACUCGCGCAGCCCACAGCGUGGCCAUCGCUCUCGUUCGCCUGUCUACUAUCAUCGCCGUCCCAUGAACCAUCAGGGUUUGUCAUCGAAUCAUGGACGAUCGCGUGAUGACUACUCGGAUCGUCGCAGCGGCGAUCCGGAGCGGGACAGGGACAGGGAACGCACCAGUGAUGCUGAUUUCUAUCGCAGCGGCAGCUAUAGCCGUACGAGUCAUGCGCCAUACGAACGCAUGGAGACAUUCCGUGUGAUGGACUCGCGUGUCUAUCCCGAAUAUAGUUUACCCAAAAAGACACGCUCCGAUUCGCCAGCAAACGCAAAGGAUAAGGAUACAGAGACGUCGGUGGCCGACGAUGGACCCCUCACUGUGGUCAGUGUGCUGCGCAUGCUAUCCGCCGUCGAGGAUCAUUUGGGUAGUCUCGGACCGAAGGCAUUGAGUCUGCUCAGCAAGGCACUGGCCAUGGAGAUGGUGCGGGCGAAUGCGGCCGAUGAUCUGCUGCUGAACGAGGAUAAUUGUGUGCUCUUGGAGACAAUCAAAGAGAAACUGAAGGGCAUCCUCAUAGCCGAAGUGCUGGAUGAUCCGCAAAAAGUGCGCGUUGUGAAAAAGUUGAUCACGAAUAUAGCGGCCAUCAUCUUUCAAGUGAAAGCCAAAGCCAAGAAUGACGGCGGCAAUAGCAAGGCGGCCAGUGCCAUACCACCACCGCCCAUACCAUUGCCAUACGAUCGGCAAAUUAUCUACUCGAAGCUGGCCAGCGCCUUGGUUGUCAAGGGCUACUAUGAUGUGAGGACCGAUGAUAUGGACAGGCUGUUGCAUUUCUAUGCCACGCUGGUGAAGAUCGAGAGGAGCCGUCGGGUGGCGGGCAAGAAAUUUAAUUUCUCCGAAGUUCUCAAUUUGCUGGGACUGAAGAAGAAGAAGGACAAGGUGGUCACCGAUCCCAUUGAGAUUGAUAUCGACGAGCUGAUGAAGGAGGUGGAGAGUCAGCUGCACAAGAAGGAGAAGAUCGAAACGGUGGUGGGGCCCAAAUCGGACAGCAUUGGCAUGGAGUCCCUCACCGAUUCCGAUCUGCAGACAUUGCUGCAGAAUUUCAAGUUCCUUUCCAGCGAGGAGCAGGUCCAUCUGAUCGGUCAUCUGCGCAAGCUUGAGGUCCAGGAGCCGUUGCGCGUCGAAUGUCUGCGCAAGUAUGUCAAUCUGGCGGAGCUAAGCGGCGAUGGUGAGUCUUGCAGUGAUUUUCUCUCACGCGUCGCUGGCACCAUCAAUCCGGAAAAUACAUCCGCUGUCUCGGCUGCCGUUGCCACUGUUUCAUUGUCCAACAACUCUGCAUCUGCUGGCGGCUCGGCGGCGGCGGCCACGGCCGCUGCUCUAUCCUCGCUGAAUGUCCGUCGUCGUAGCUUUGAGCGCGAGUUGAAUUUGCGCGAAGGCAGCAAGCAGCGUCGCCUCGGACGCCCCUCACCAGGAUUCCUCAUUGACGAUGACGACGAUGACGAUUACAACUUUGAUGAUUUGGUGAUGAAGGCCUGCGACUCGAAUGGCGGCGGCGGAGGCAAUGGUGGUGCUAGUGGCAGGGGCACCGGCCUACUGUCUGUUGUACCAGUCCCAUCCUCGCCGAAUGCUUUGACUUUCAAACCGGCCGCCGCUUCAAAGUUUUCGCUCGACACUGAAUCGAUUAUAGCCAAUCUGAUGGACACGCUCACCAACUGCCAGAAGCAAGGAGGCAGGGGCAGCGUUGGCGGCAGCAGUGGCAGUGGCGUCCAGCAGGCGAAUCGUGAACACCCGUCUGGUGCUGGUACUCCGGCUCUAGGCAAGACCUCGCGUUCCGCCGCAAAGAAGCAGCAGCAGCAGCUGAAACAAGGAUUCAACAAAAUGGGAGGGCCCAAUGCCAAUCCAAUGCAACAGCAACAGCAGCAGCAGCAGGCCGGCUACAAUCAGCAGGAUGUCAAUUCGGCAUUCCAAAUGCCGUCGCAUCAUUUUGGCCAGGAUCCCAGCACCAAUUAUAAUGGCGGUUACUCCUAUCCUGGCUACUCGAACUACCAGGGACCUGGGCAGGAUAUGCCGCCCGGCUAUGGCGGUGUACCACUCAAUCCUUGGGCCAACAACGGCGCUGUCCCCCAGCCGCCGCCGUUCAUUCAGCAGCAAAACUACAUGGCUGCCCAGCAACAACAACAACAGCAGCAGCAGCAGCCCCACCCCUCACAGCAGUACAACAACAUGUUCGGGCCUCGUCACUAGUUUAAGUUUUCAGGCGUAACCUUAAUAUUUAGUAAAUAUUCAUAUUUCAUUUCGCUCGCAACAAAACGCCCAAACCCCAAAAGGAAAAGGAGCUGCAUAUGCUGCAGCAUACAUACACAUUUUUGUCUCAUUCUAUCUCAUGCAUAGCCGCGUUGUGUAUGUGUGUGAGAGCAGUUUAGUCCGUUAGCGAACUCAGCUACAGCUGUUGAUCACAUCUUCAUAUCGAUAUCGAUCAUCAGUUUUGCUGCUGGCCACAAGAAGUGGAAUUUUAUAUAUAUUUUUUCGGUUUUGUUUGAGCUUGAGUAUGCGUCAGCAGAUUGAGAUAAGAGCGAGACAUGUGAAGUGCAGUAAUGCCGAUUUUAUAGCAACGGAACUAUAGCUUCGAUCAUAACGGAGCGAGACUUCUUACAACACGACAACACCACCUCAGCUCUGCUCCCUCUCUCAGUGACUUGAAGUCGAAGAAAGUCGUCACCGUCUUGCCGGCAUAACAUUUUUGGUUUUGUAAUAAAAAUACAAUUAAAUAUUACUAUAACAAAUAAAGAAAGAGAACGAAAAUAAGCAGUAAACGUUAUGUAUAAGAAAUUACAUAGUUUGUAUCAAGGCCCCGUGAUCAGGACAUAACGGUACUGUACCGGGACAAAAGCUUAUUGAUGCGAAGCAGAUAAAUAAAUAAAUGAAUCAGUGAUAAUAAACGUUUCAGCAGAUCUGCCCUCAGCAUCUGUCCCGUCCCCCAUUAUUUAGCAGAAUAAUAAAGAUAUAACAUAAUCUGCAGUCCAAAGUUUACAGCAUAUUUUUUGUUUGUAAUAAAAUAUAAAUUUAAAACAUCCCCAUUUUAGCAGAACGAACCAAUAAAGUGAGCGAAAAUGUAAAGC
Drosophila obscura is the source of this 4997-nucleotide messenger RNA. RefSeq lists its product as uncharacterized. The transcript has 3 exons. The coding region runs from base 442 to 4122 and encodes 1226 amino acids. The record is from RefSeq and is a predicted model, not a curated record. NCBI's taxonomy places the organism in Eukaryota, Metazoa, Arthropoda, Insecta, Diptera, Drosophilidae.